Molecule: messenger RNA, 943 nt
Organism: Solanum tuberosum (potato)
Lineage: Eukaryota; Viridiplantae; Streptophyta; Magnoliopsida; Solanales; Solanaceae
Exons: 5
Coding region: 152-763 (203 amino acids)
Source: RefSeq, a predicted model, not a curated record
UAAUAGACAAGCCCAUAUUUAUUUUGUGCAGAGAGGCGGAGGUUCGGGUGGAAGUUGCAGCCCAAGCAAAAGCUGGUGAGCUCGCAAACUCCUGCAUACAGCUCUGAAAUACUUAUCAAAUAGUGUAGACUGUAGAGAAGGAUUAUCAAGAAUGGCGUGCAGGAGCGUGUUCAGAACGGUAUUCUUAAAGGAACCAUGGUUAUCUCUUCCAAGGAAUCCCACCUCUUUUCCUGUACCAUUGUUUUAUAACCACAAAUCUUCUUUAUCCAUUUUGCCUUGUCGCUGUAAAUGUAAAUCCCCAACUUAUAGAAGAACUCAGCUUCUUAAUUGCUCCAAUAACGGGAACCCAUCUACCUCUGAAGAUGAUCGUCCUCCUCAAGAAGUUGUCCUAAAGGCCAUUUCAGAAGUGUCCAAGACAGAAGGGAGAGUUGGACAAACUACCAACGUUGUUAUUGGGGGCACGGUGCAUGAUGAUUCAACUAAUGAGUGGCUAGCUCUCGAUAAGAAGGUGAAUUCUUACCCAACUGAAAGAGGCUUUACAGCUAUUGGUACUGGAGGUGAUGAUUUUGUGCAUUCUAUGAUUGUUGCUGUAGAGUCAGUGAUACAACAGCCCGUUCCCCAGGGCCAGGUGAAGCAGAAGCUAUCUUCAGGUGGAAAAUACGUAUCAGUAAAUAUCGGACCCAUUCAAGUUGUUUCCAGUGAGCAGGUUCAAGCUGUAUACGAGGCCAUGAAGAGAGAUGUUAGGAUGAAAUACUUUCUGUAAACUACUUUCGUCACUACCUUUGUAUAUAAUGGCAAUACCUAAGAGAGUAUGUCAUUUUGUACUUUAGUUUAACCUUGUUUUCCUAAUAUAUAUAUACGUAUAUUCAUUGAACUAAACAUUCUUACAUGAAUUUUGGGAACACAUGUGGAGGGUUAUUUAUGUAUUUUUCCUUUAAUGCGA